UUCGGGAUCGCAAGCAAAUACUGAAUACAUUUCAUAUCCAUACAUAAAUACAUUUUCCAUUCGCGAUAAUCAAACAGAAAAGGGAAAAGACUAUUAGAAACAGAAAAAAAGACAGAUAGAAGAGUAAAUUAGAGUAACGUACACUAAACUGUUUUCCUUCAUUUCAUUUAAUUUUAUUUUUCGUUCGUCGACAUAUAAACACACGAAAAAAAAACGCUUGGUGUCAAUCUGAAUAGGAAUGAAUUUAUCAAGUACUCAAAUUUAUUUUUGUGAAACAAACACCAACACAAAAUGAAAGCACAUUGUGUAUAAAUUUCAAUCAAAUAGAUGAAAAAAAACGAAUUAUAUACAAACAAUAUCGUUAUCAAUUUUUCGCGAAUUACGCAAAAUAGCAUUAAUAAAAAAUCGUAAAAAAUAAAACAUUUAAAAAGAACGAAAACAAAACCGAACGAGAAAACAAAGUAAGCAAGAGACGAAAAGAUUAAAAAUAAUGCGCGUGGUGAAUUAAUCUUCAGCAUUAAAAAAAAAAUUGUAUAUCAUAGUGUGUAUCUGUAUUUAGCAGAGUUUGAGCCGAUGCUCAUCCGUUUUCAAUUUUCAAAACAAUGUGCUUUUGUGAUAAAAAAAAUUCAUCGCUUGGCUAAGGCAGAUAGAGAGUGUUUGCGCGAGAGAAAUGUGUAUGGUAUUUUGGACAAGAAAAGUAUUCGAAGGUGUUUCGAUUCUCAAGGAAAACAAAUAAAUAAACACACACACAGCGAAUAAAUAAAUAAUUGGUAUUGUUUUCUUGUCAAUUUCGAUGAAAAUGUAUAUUCAAUGCUGCAGAAAAUCAACCAACUUCAACUGAAUCCCACGGACAAGUAAACAUAUUGAAGUGAGCCGAAAAAAAUCAUAGAGGGCAAUUUGAGCGUUAAAACAUACGACCACACCACCACCACCACCACCACCGACAAUUGACGUUUAUUCAUUCUGCUGUGUGUCUGAAUGAGUUUAAGUCAAAUUCGUUUUCAGCCGUUUUUUCUCACUUUUUUUUUAUUGGUGAUUGUGUAGCGUCUAAUAUAACAUUUUCAUACACAAUAUCGUGAAAAAGCUGAGGCAACAGGAAAGUGGACGCGUACUCCAAAUUUUCGGAUUUAAAGAAAAAUGAGUUUCUUCAAUUCACUUCAACACUAUGUUACAACCGGUGUAGCUGGUUUGGGACUGAGUCCACGACGUUUUUCGCUGUCACGUCAGGAAUCAAGUGAAACACAGCAACCGCCACCACCGUUAACGCAAACGGAACGAAGAGAAAGCAACAAUUCUCAACAUCAUGGUUUUCCAAAAGUUGUACCAGCGCCAGGUACAAUAACACCUCCACAGAGCCAAGGCUCAAUUCGACGACAAUCACGUGCACUGGAAUGUUUGGCGCCACCUCGUAAAGGAUCGUUUCGUACGCAGCGCGUCUCACCAGUACAUCAAGCAUCGACAUUAGAUCGACCACCUUUGGCAUUUUGCAAACGACGUUUAUCAUGGCCGGAAGUGGAAACACAGUCAACAUCUGGUAUUCAGGAAACGGAUGGUGGAUACUUUGAAGCCUUUACAGCGCUAGCAUGGAAACGAGACAAUCGUCGUAUGUCAGCAGUGCGUACAGCUGAAACUCGAGCCGAAAUGAUACCAGAGAAAGAGCAUGAUCAACAAGCCAACGAAGAAAUCUCUGAUACGCCAGAUGAAAAAGAACAAUUAUAUAUUGAAAUAUUGCAAACGAUUGUGCAUUCUGUUGGUGCACCAGCACCAGGCAGUCAGUUUCACCACUACAAAGAUGAUAUGUUUCUGCAAGCGCAACGUGCAUUUGGUGUUUCACCUGAACGUCACUAUCGAUUGUUGCAUACGGCCGCCGAGGAAAAACCAAGAAUCGUCGUAUUGAAUGUGCUUGUGCAAGCAGCCGACAACCUAGAAGCGAAAGAUGCAAAUGGAUUUAGUGAUCCAUAUUGUAUGCUUGGAAUUCAGCCAGGCGGAACGCCAAUUUCGCCUUUGCCACCACCAAUGACACCCCGAACGUUGAGCGAUGUAGGCUUCGACAAUAAUCUAGAUUCGCCACACCAGAGCGAUAAAUUACGCAAACACCAUAGUUUCCGGUUGAGUUUUAAGCGAAAAGAUGGACGACGCGAACACCGAGAUUCACUCAAUGGUCCAGUACCUGCGAAAUUUAUUCGUGCUACAUCCAUUAAAUCGCAUACAUUAUCACCGAAAUGGCAUGAAAAAUUCAAGUUUGACAUAGACGACAUAAAUACGGAUAUAUUCCACUUGGAUAUUUGGGAUCAUGAUGAUGAAAGCUGUGUGUUAGAUGCUGUAUCGCGUUUAAACGAAGUACGAACGGUUCGUGGUUUAGGUAGGUAUUUUAAGCAAGUGUGUCAGUCGGCCAGACAAGGAACGCAAGACGAUUUUUUGGGUUGUGUGAACAUUCCACUUUCGGAAAUUCCAUCAACUGGAAUUGAUUCGUGGUUUAAAUUGGAAGCGAGAAGCCAUCGAAGUAUAGUGCAAGGGCGAAUUAAACUAAAACUUUGGCUAACAGCACGUGAAGAUCGUGGCCAAUGCGAAGAGGAUGAAGUUUCCACUGAUCAUGAUAUAUGGAAAUUGCAGCGUUUGCAUAAGAUUAUGAUGUCACAUGAAAUUCUAACGCACGAACCAUCAUGGACAUGGAGUGGUGAUCUAUCGGGUCCAUCAUUAACGAUUUUACAUCAAAUGGCCGUUCAAUGUGAUUUAUCCGAUUUACAAUGUGCGAUAGCUAAAUUCAUUGCCGUCGCUCAAUUGAAUCGCACAACGCCAAUCGAUCCCAAAUUUAUUCAUCGUUUAUUGCUCGAUAUAGAUCAUUACUGGAAUCAACCGAAUCAAAAUAAAUUGUCACGUGAGGCUGAACAAUGGUUGGCAGAAGCAUUUAACAUUUUCAUUGACAAAUCGUUGUCUCAAAUUCGGGCGCAUCGUGAUAUAUUUCCGGCUUUACAUCCACCGUCAUUGAUACGUUUAGAAUUUUUGCUAAAAUGCUUGGGCAUAUUUAGCAAAUUUCAGGCAUACAAACAAGUGUGUCCAUUUAGCAAAGGCGUUCGCGGUGAAGUUGUUGGCGCUCUUCGCAAGGGUUCCAUUCAAUGGGCACAAUUUUUUCUACGCGAAUCUCAACGGCUUUACAGCUCGUUGAUUUACUUCGUAACCACAAUAAUCGCAAACAUUCAGCUAGGCUUAAUCUAUUAUCAAUCAUUAUUUGAAGCAACUAUUGGUGUUCAGUAUUUUAGCAUUGUGUAUAAGCAAUUCGAUGUUAUCAUAGCCGAGGAGGUAUCGUCACGUAUGGAAUCUGGUCAAGUGCUCGGGUCAACAUUGAGUCAAUGUACGGUGCUCGAAGGCGAUAAAGAACCGGCCGAUACACGUCCGUUUGAAUUGUAUUUAGUGUUACAAGAAUUUGAUUUGUUAAAAAAUCAUUUGGCGGUAAUGCCCCACCCAACUGAAAAACCUUUGGCACUUCAAAACUAUCAUAAUUGGUUUGUACCGACUGUACAACGAUGGAUAAUGGUUGGCAAAGCAAAGGCAUUGAAUCGUGUUCGAGCUGCAAUUUCAUUAGAUAAAAUAUCAGAAGGUGAUAGAAUUGUUCGUCAUACCACGUCAUCAGUUGAUGUUGCCGACAUUUUAUAUCAAAUGCGUGAAUUUUGGAAGCUCCUCAAUUGGCCGGAUGUUAAUUCGGCACAAGCAUUUGAAUCACAAAUAACGGACGCAGUGUGCUCGUGUGUGAUUCAUUAUGCUGACUUGAUACAUCAGCAGCUCGCCGACACUGGCUACUAUGAACAUCAAGGACCGUUUCGUACAUCGGACGAUAUGUGUGUUACCGUCAAUAAUUUGGAGCAUGUACGACGUGCACUAUCCGAAUAUCAAACGGACAAAUCCGAAAUGUCCGGUCAACAGCCACCCGAUCAAUCUGAUAUUUUGCUUGAGUCAACUUUGGCACAAUUAGAAAAUCGCGUUGAGCGUGUUCUCAGUAAAUUGGCACCAUCGAUGCAAGUUCCCUUACAAAAAGCUGUAUUCCAUUUGGCAUGGUCACCCGAAUCGCUACCAACGAAUCAGGCAAUCGUACCGCUGCUUGAAUAUUUGGAUGUACAUUUAUCUGCAUUGAAUUCGGCAUUACUCAUGAAAAAUUUCAAUCGUGCUCUCACCCUAAUUUGGAAUACCGUUCUAAAUGAACUCUCACGACAAAUGGAUACGGGCGGUGAAGGUGAAAAAACAAAAAACUUUCACGAUCGAUUGUAUGAAGCAUUGCAAUUGCUUGUCGACUUUUUCAAUGCUGAAGGAUUGGGUUUGCCGCUCGAAGCAUUGCACAAUGAUACAUACUGGAGAGUGGAUCAACGUCUUCAAUAUCAUAAAAAAGACACCGACAAAUUAAUCGAUAUAUUUUAUUUACAACGCUUGCAAGAGCAACUAAUGGUCGCAUCGCCCGGACCAUAUGGAGUUUUGGCUGUUCGUGCAUAUUUCAAUCAUGAUUCAUUGUGUGUAGAAGUGCUGAGUGCCAGAGACAUCAUACCAUUGGAUCCGAAUGGUUUCAGCGAUCCAUUUGUGAUUGUUGAAUUACUUCCAAGACGAAUAUUCCAGUACUGUGCUGAACAACAAACAAAUGUACACAAGAAAACUCUCAAUCCAAACUUUGACGAAUGUUUCGAGUUUUCGGUAACACUUGAACAAUGUUUGGCUGAAGGUGCAAUGAUUGCAUUUACGGUUAUGGAUCAUGAUGUAUUAACCGCAAAUGAUUUUGCUGGCGAAGCGUUUUUGGCAUUAGGUAAUAUUCCUGGUGUGGCUGAUUACAGUACAAGCAUAGACAAUUUUCACGGACUAAAGCAGGUGGAUUUGCCAUUAAUGCAACAAAACGAUAAAAAUCAUCCGAUUCUACAAAUUUUAGAGUCACGUGCAAGCGACAAACAAGCCAUGGAUUUUGUGCGUAAGCAAAAAGCUCGACUCGCAUCUUAAUCUCAUUAAUCAUACAAAACAUUUGAUAAACAUUACGAAUCCAUAUGGAAAUAAUGAAACAAACAGACAAAAAAAUGAAAAUCCCUCUCAGAAAUUAAGUAAAUGCACAACUUUUGUAAUUCAACGAUUCAUUAAAUGCACUCUAGUUUUAUAGCCAUUUUGUCGCAAUAUUAAAUUUCGGCUUCGGCUAAAAUACAUACACACAUCACACAUAUACAAAUAGAAAACCACUCAAUAUGUCAUUUGCCCAAAUAAAUGUAUGCGCAAAAAAUGAUGAAAUGAUUGGAACGCGAAAAUCAUCAGAAAUUAAUAAUGACAAAAUGAUUGAACACUGACUAGAUAAAAUUUUAAUUUAUUUUGACCCUUGUGCACGCGCGUUCGCAUCAACUAAAUAAUACUUAAUAGGAGAAGAAAUGAAAAAAAAAUAACAAACACAGAAAGAAGAGAAAACCAAAGGGGAGAUGGAAAAAAGUUUGCGAGUUUGGGAGCUCAAAAAAAAAUGAAUAAGUGUGUAUCCAUAAUAUUUUGGAAGCGUAUACAUGGCCUGUCAAUUGAUUAAAGAUGAACAGAAUAAUAAAACAAAUGAAUGGAACUCUGUUACGCAAUAGCAAAGAAAAAGAUUUGAAAAAAAAAAACCAGUCGAUACUCAAUUGGAUAAUAUUCUAUGUCAAUCAGCCAAACGACAUCGAACGAAAAGUGAAACGUUCAAAAAUGAAUUUCGAUGAAUAAAAACAAUUGAAGCACAGUUUCUCUCGAAUAUUCGAUUCUCGGCCGAAUCAAUGUUGAUAUGCGAUCUUCUCUUUAACUAGCAACUACUUGGUUGAACAGAGUGUGCUUACGCAAGUGUACCACAGUUAGAAACAGAAUAACAAUCCAAAAUGAAAAAUAAACAUACACAUCACUGUGAGAGUAUAAAAAUAAUAUUACCAAAAAAUAUGUUGUUUGCAAUGAAUAGAAGUGUGUGCUAUUUAACAAAACAAAAAGGGGUCAUGAAAAAGAAAUGGCAUUACAUAUAACCGACGAGACAUAUUUUACAAGGAAUUAUCACACACAAUCGUAUUUUAUAUAUGGUGUCGAUUCAAAUUCAAGCUUUGUGAGAACUUAUUGACGAUGAGAUUGAAAAAUAGGACACUAUACACAUAGUAUAUAUAUACAAGUUGAUUUUAUGUACAAUCAAUUUAUUUUUGGAAAUGUAUAACACUACCAAAUUCCAAUAUGCAUACGAUAUAAUAAUAAUAUAUGAUGAAACAGAUUCCUGAGAAUUCUUCAAAUAUUGUCUGUGUGUUUGUGUAAAAUCGAGGACAAAAUAUUUAAAUCGAACAAUCAUACAGUCCUAAAUAUUCGUUCAAUAGAAUUAUUGUGCCAACACUAACAAUUAUGGAUGCUUAUUAGUUUCGUUUUAUUUCUUAAUUGUUUUCGUCGCAUAUUUAUUCAUUAAUCGAAAUUGGAACUGAGACAAAUUUAGGCUGGCAUUUUUUUUGAGCCGAUUGAAUCUUUCUAUGAAACUGAAUACCGAAUAUCUUUUUUUUGAAAGAAAUUGUUCGGAAAAAAUUGAUACAACUUAGAAGAGUAAUCCAAAUUUUUGUAUUUUUUAUGUGUUUGGCAUUCCUUUCUUUUUAAGAUAGUUUUUAUUUCGUUUUGACCAUUCGAUUUGUCGCAAAAAUUCAGCAUAUCCAAAAGUCUUACUUUCUUCAGAAAAUUGUGCGAAAAUUGAAAGCGAACUUCAUUUUAAUUUACAUUUUCUCAUUUGAUUUGAAUUAAACGUUCUGCAUCCAAAAGCACACACACAGAUACGUGAGCAUGAAAGAAUACAUUUCAAUUAUUCAAUUCAAUUCAGGAACUUGAAUCAAUCUUUCCCUUCGAAAUGCCCACCUCAAACGAAAUAAAAAAAAGAACAACUCUCGUUUUUUUAUUAUUUUUAAAAAGCACGACGAGCUUAAAUCUAACCGUUCCAAAACUAUCUAAAGACCAACAAGUUAAACCAAUCAAAGAUCUUGAUCCAAUCAAAAUAUCUACCGUUUUUUUUUCACUCAAUGUUUUCAGAAAUCAAACCAAAUAAAGAGUAUUUUUCGAAAUAUUAUUUGAACACAGCAAUGACUGAUUCACAUUUAAAUUCACCGAUAAUUUUUCCAACGACUAAUUUUAUCCUAUAAAUAGCAGAAUAGAUAUAGAAUGAAAUAAAGAAUAUAUUAUGCAUAUGAGCGUCAAAAGAUUAAAAUGAUUACGUGUCAAAACAUAUUUACCAUUUAAAGUAACAAACUACAAACAAUUAUAGUGUAUAGUGUAUAGUGACAUACGGCUUUCGGUGUUGAAAUUGAAGCUCCCUCAGCUUAUAGAUAUUAUAUAACAUAAUCUCCCAUCAAAAGCCUUGUCCAUUCUCUAUCAAUCAACGCCCACUAUAUUUUAACAAUUUCAUUCUUCGAAUAUUUUUUCUUCCUAUAUACAAAUUUUACGUACAACACACAUACACAUAAAUAUUUUUAUACAAAACAAAGAAGACACACAAUACAAAUCGAAAUCAAUGAAAUAUGGAACACACUCUAUAACUUGAUCUAAAUGAAACAAAAACAACAACAAAAAUGGAACACUUACCAAAGACAUAAUUUUGGACAUAUUUUUUUGCAAAAUAAAAAAAAAAACUUAUAAAAACAACAAGUGACAAUUUAAAUAUUUAUACUAAAUUUUAUACGUUUUAAAGCGCAAUACAUUUUUUCACUUCUUUUUACAAGCUAUCAAGCUAAAGUAACACCAUCAAUGUAACACAAAACAAAAGUUCUACAUACAUAUAUUCGAUUCAAAUCAAAAUUAGACAAAGAAAAGUGAAUUAUUUUGAUUCCGAUGUUUACCUAUCCACAUCUCUAUUAUUUUUUCACUCUUUUAUGGCCUAAUAUAAACGAGUGCAAUGUAUUAGAUGGAGAAGAUUAUGCAUCUUCCUUUUUUUAAUUUUUAGCCAAUCAAUCGCACACAUUCCAUCAAAAUACACAGUAAGUAUACUAUUAGAUAUAUUGCAAAUAUUCUCGCAGAUGCCUUCGAAUCUAUUUCCAAUAAUUUUCUACGCCCCUGGAGCACUCUAAGAAGUGCACGAUACCCUAAUUUCUAUUCCAUUUCCAAAAAAAAAAUCAUUCAAAUAAUUUUUUGUCUAAAAUACCUAAUUUAAAAAAAAAAGAUAUAUUUACGGAACAUUCAUUCUUUGACGAAUCAAAAUUUGAAAAGUCCGAAAAGAAAAAUCAUAUAAAAUAUAUGAAUCAAUUUGAUUAUAAAAAAAUAAAUAAAUAAAUUAAGUCCCAUGAAGCACUUAUUAUUAGUAAAACUAAACGUUGGUUGUAAUGAAAAUAUCUCAGUCACAUAUAACAUUCUAUUAUGGCAUUUACAAGUGUGACGUCCAAAGAAAUUAAAAAAAAUCAUAUUGAGUAUAUAUCUAGCUGUGAAUAUUUAAACCAUAAUUUAUUUUGAGAAAACAAAAGAAAAUCAGAAUUUACAGCAAAAACCGCAAACACAUAUGACUUUGAAAUAAUAAGAAAUUUAAGACAGCCUCUCCUCCUAGAAGCAAGAACACACACAAAAAAUCAUUGUUCAAAGCCAACAAAUGAACAAACAAAAAAAAAAUGAAUCAAGAUUUAAUGUGAAUUGAUACACUAAACCAGACAAUAUAUUUAGCUGCCGUCAUCUGGAUAUUUCAGCUCAUCUGGAUGCCGUCAGCAGAUGAUGCG
This is a messenger RNA of Contarinia nasturtii (swede midge), 8684 nucleotides long. RefSeq names its product BAI1-associated protein 3-like. The record is from RefSeq and is a predicted model, not a curated record. NCBI's taxonomy places the organism in Eukaryota, Metazoa, Arthropoda, Insecta, Diptera, Cecidomyiidae. The transcript is spliced from 11 exons. Bases 1138 to 4974 code for a protein of 1278 amino acids.